UUUCUCAACGUGAAGAUAAGAGGUCCAGUCGUAUCGUAGAUCUACUAUUACUAACUCACGAGAUGAUUGUACAUUCAUGCAACUAACUGUUACUUUCUUGAUUUUGAAGUGUUUCACGCCAAAGCAACCAUCAGACAACUAAAGAUGUCACAACUUUCUAAACACUAUCCAUCCAGUCAGGUGAUAGCUCAGAUACUAGUAUGCGAACUUUACUUUCCAUAGCACUACGACCAGAGCUGCAGCAUAACGUUAGAAAUAUUUGGAUUGUGUGUCGUAUGCGGACAACGGUUUGAAAUCUGGUCAUUGGCAUUUGCGCUUCCCCUGCUCCAGCCUUAUCUGCUGGUAGCAGAGUCCAGUCAGGAUCGAAACUGGGAGUUUUUGUUAGCUGUCAAGUUUGUGGUGUAUCUUGUAGGCUAGACCAAUGAUGGAUCGUGAGACAGCUGCCAAACAAGGUCUCCCAGCCCCGCUAAGCACUCCAAGGAGUAGUCCAGUCAAGCAAAUGGCUGUUGCAGUCCCCAAUCGUGAAUGGUUACCGCUGCACUCAGCCAGAUUCCUACAGCUAAUGAAAUCACUGGCUAUGGUCUAUGUGAUGGCUUACCUCAUCACACAGCGACAUCAGUGGCAGAGCAUGAUCAGAGACAAGAGCAAAUGCGACUGCAUACUGGAUGGGUCCACAGUUGGUAGAGAAGAAGGACAACAUGACCAGUUGGACUGCACACCCAGGCGUUUUGACAGCCAAACAGCUAAGACAUGUUUGCGCAAUUCAAAAAUUCUCUUUAUCGGUGAUUCUCGGAUCAAUUUGCUCAAGAAUAGGUUUAUUGAGUUACUGCACCCGUAUCCUAAACCAGAAGACAAGAAACUGCACGCUAGGCAUCGCAGACACAUACAUAACCUGAACACGACAACAAUUAUCAAGGAUGCUGCGAUACAAAUGGAGUUCGUUUGGGACGUCUUCAUCGGCGAGUCAUGGCUGGCCUUGUUCAGGUAUUUGCGAUCAAAUCCGUUGGACAGCGCGGACUUGAUUGUGGCUGGGGCAGCAUUGUGGACAAUGCGAAGGGAUCCAUCACUUGAGGAACUAAACCGAUAUGAAGCCAACACGGAAUCUGUGCUUCAAUUGCUGUCAUUACUGGUGCGAGAAUCGGACACAAAUUUGGUGUGGUUAAAGCAAGCAUUUGUCAACGAAUCACUGCUUAUACCAAGAAGAAAGAACAUCACCAACCUCCUUAUCCGAAAGUACAAUGACGCUGUCGAUAUAAAUUGGCAGCGUUUCAGGACUCCGGGCAUGUUUCUCUUCAGUCCCGGUCAUGUGCCGUUGAUUCCAGAUGGCUUGCACUACACUGAUGAUGCCAAUGACGAAACCGUCCAAGCCAUCCUGAACGUCCAUUGUAACUCACAACUACCGGUUACUGACAGGAAGACCUGUUGCCAAGGGUUACUGCACUCAAUCACUGCUCCACAGGUUGUGCUACUGGUUAUGUUUGUAUGCAGUGCCAUCAUAUCGUUCUGGGGACUCUGGUGCAGGCAUACAUGUAGCUGGUCACGUUCUCUUCUCGGUUCACCGAGUCAAAGCUCUAUCCGUGAUACAGGUCAACAGCACGCUGCAUCACCUGUUGUGAUGAUCUGUCAGUGCAUCACAUUGCUUGGAAUAGUGCUUCUCUACACCUACUUAGCUGACAGGACACCAGUAUUCACGAAAGAGGAGAAACAUUUCAACUGGACAUCAUUUGCUGUUCCUUUGGCAAUUUUGGGAAUUCUUGGCUUUGUGACGUACCAACCAGUCAAAGAUGCUUCUGUUCUAAACCGUCAGCAAACAUGUGAAACACGAGGAUGGAUGCAGCUAGUACUGCUAGUGUAUCAUUACACAGGUGGUAGCAGGGUUCUUGGUCUGUACUAUGUAGUUCGACUGAUUGUCGCAAUGUACAUCUUCCUAAGCGCCUAUGGACAUUACACGUAUGGUUUGAAGCGUGGAGCAAGCAGUUGGUCUCGUGUAGCUGAGGUCCUGUUCCGUCUAAAUCUCUACACCGUUCUACUGUGCUUGACUAUGGAUGUACCGUAUCUUCACUACUAUUUUGUACCACUGAUCUCAGCAUGUUACUUACUAGUACUACUGGUUGCUGCCAUACCUCCAGUUGCAUGGGAUCUGAACAAGUCACCAUGGAUGCAGGUACUCAAGGCAAGCUGUUUCGCUAUCGUUUUCGCCUUGUAUCGGAUGCAACCUGAUAUGUUCAACUGGAUAUUUUCCUUCCCACCGCUCUCCCAACUCUUCCUGGAUGAUGACAACUCCCUACACGAGUGGACAUUUCGUUUUGGACUAGACAUCCUGGCUGUGCCAUCGGGUAUCCUGUGUGCCGUAAUGCUACAUCGAUUCCCACAAAUCAAUGGGUGGAUAUGUUCAAGGAGUAUUGGUAAUAACUUGAUGACAAUACUUUCAGCCAUGACAUUGGUAGUGUACUGUGGAAUGAUGGCAACAAACUGUACUAGUAAACCAGAGUGUAAUCUUCUACAUACCUACCUAUCACCAAUCAUGCUCGUAGGAUUUGUUCUGGUGCGUAACACUUGGGAACCACUACGCCACCAUUACAGUCAGUUCUUUGACUGGGUGGGAAUCUACUCGUUGGAGCUUUUCAUCGCCCAGUAUCACAUCCUGCUGGCUAAUGAUACACGUAGUCUACUUGUCCUGGUCGAGGGUAAUCCAAUUCUCAACAUCUGCAUCGUCACAACCAUCUUUGUACUGGUAUCACACACUGUAGCUGAGUGUACACACAUGCUGGUCAACGUCAUGAAAGGCCUCGCAUCUGAGAAUGAGAAUGAUUAGCUCUGAACAUAUGCAAUACAAUUAUUCUAGUACAGUGUACUGGAAGAGGAUGUUUAAUUUAUUUAACUAACAAAAUUAACGAAGGGCGAAGGCAUUUACAUCAAUCACCACACCACAACUGCGCUCUCCGGCUAACCUUCUUGAAGGGCGAAUGGGGAGUAAUUGAUAAUCGCAGGAAAGAACUCAUGCAUCCAUGCAAGGUCACACCUCCAGUCAAGAACGCCUCGCAUAAGAUGCCGAUCGAACUUUUUCGUUCUCUUCUCUUUUUUUCUUUUUUAAAAAAAUAUUUUGAGUCCUACCCCAGUUACCCAAAUUCUUCAAUUAUCCAAAUCAACAAGUCGCUCUGCUUUGUACAUCAAGCCGUAUGCAAUAAUAUGACGGUGUGAAUUUUCGAUACCUCCUUUGUCUUUUUAUUAAGAGUUCAUCAACCUGUGGGUUACUACUGAC
This is a messenger RNA of Sycon ciliatum, 3262 nucleotides long. Its product is annotated as N-acetylneuraminate 9-O-acetyltransferase-like. Lineage: Eukaryota; Metazoa; Porifera; Calcarea; Leucosolenida; Sycettidae. The transcript has 19 exons. The coding region runs from base 422 to 2815 and encodes 797 amino acids. The record is from RefSeq and is a predicted model, not a curated record.